AUGGCGGAGGGGUCAUCCAGGAGUUUCUCCUUCGGGGGAGGAAGCCUGGCGUUGCACGACCCCGAGGUGGUCGAGGUGUCGCCGGAGGUGGCCUCUGGAUGGACCUCCGUCCGCCAGAAGCGGAAGCGGGCCCAGGUUGUUCCUUGUGAGAUCAUUGAACUUGAUGAUGAUCCUGAUGUAGUUACAAUCCUUGAAGCAAAGACAUUAGAUCACAAGAAUAAACAAGCUGUUGGUCAUCCUAUGAAUUGGCAAGAGAAUGCAAAGAGUGGUUUUCCUGAUGACAUUGCGUUCCCAAGUGCUAUUCCUGCCAAAGUAGGUUUUCCAUGGGAUGGCCUUGGAACUUACCAUGGAGGUGCCAAACUUCCAAUUUACGGCUUGCCUGCCGAUAUUCCUGGCCCAAGUUAUUUUCCUUCCUACUCAUGGAAAAGCCUAGGAACUUACCAUACAGGUACAGUACCUCCAGCGUAUCUUAAUGGCGUUUUUGGGGCAGUUGAAGAGGAAGAUUAUGCUUAUGAUGAAGAUGAGUUCAGUAGUUACAUGUACAACAGUCCACCGAUGGAAUAUGGUAGCAGCUUUGACUUGAACGCGGAUCAUUACAUGGGCUUUCCACCUAUUGGGGGGUCAUAUUUACCGAGGGAACACGUUGCCCCUUCUGAUUUGACGCAGCAGCAGAAACAAGUUAAGAUUGUGGAGAGUGAAGUUGAUGAACAUUAUAAGGCAUUUAAACAGUUUGAUACUGUUGGUGACCACAGUGAUCACUUUUAUUUGAAGUUCAGGGCAGUUAAGAAGCCAUUGAAAGAAUGGGUGAAGAGAAUUCAGCAUGAAUGGAAAGUCCUAGGGAAAGAUUUACCAGAUACAAUAUUUGUAAGAGCUUAUGAAGACAGAAUGGAUCUUCUUAGAGCCGUCAUAGUUGGGCCUGCAGGCACUCCUUACCAUGACGGGUUGUUCUUUUUUGAUAUCUAUUUCCCUUCCCAGUAUCCAUCUAAGCCUCCACUAGUGAAUUACCGCUCUGGAGGUCUGCGGCUUAAUCCAAAUCUCUAUGCCUGUGGGAAAGUGUGCCUUAGCCUAUUGAACACCUGGCCCGGUAGUGCGUGUGAGAUGUGGAACCCAUCGACAUCAACUAUGCUGCAGAUCCUGGUCUCCAUUCAGGCCUUAGUGUUGAAUGCUAAACCUUAUUUCAACGAACCUGGUCAUGCGGCGUAUGCUAACACACCCGGCGGGGAGAAGCAAUCCCUUUUGUAUAAUGAAGAGACGUUUCUGCUAUCCUGCAGAACUAUGUUGUAUUCGCUUCGCAACCCACCAAAGCAUUUUGAGCACUUCAUUGGUGGCCAUUUCCGAAAGUUUGGGCGCGGCAUCCUCGUAGGAUGCAAAGCUUACAUGGGCGGUGCCCAGGUUGGAUGCCUCGCUGGAGAUGGAGUGCAAGACGUCGAUGAGGGUGACAAGAGCUGCUCGCAAAACUUCAAGUGCUCACUGGAGACGUUAUUUAAGGGCCUCGUGAAUGAAUUCACCAAUUUAGUUGUGGAUUGUCAUGAGUUCCAAGCCCAGACUGUGACGACCUCUGUAGCUGCAGCAGACACCACACUGAGGCUAUAAUAAGCAUAGUAGGUGAUCCCAAGUAGGAGAUUGACAAAGUUUUGUUUUGGUCGAAUAUAACCAUAUAGUAGUUAUUAAUUGGUUCUAUCCUCGGAAAUAUGAUAGGAGAGCACAGGGCUCUCAAUCGCGUGCAACUGAUCUGUGUAGUCCUCUUUUGCAACUAUCUGAACAGAAGUUGCAGCUAUUUAUCCAAGAGCAAUUGAUCACCGUUUAGCUGGUC
This is a messenger RNA of Lolium rigidum, 1813 nucleotides long. Its product is annotated as putative ubiquitin-conjugating enzyme E2 38. The coding region runs from base 1 to 1593 and encodes 530 amino acids. Gene Ontology annotation, molecular function: ubiquitin conjugating enzyme activity. The transcript is spliced from 8 exons. Lineage: Eukaryota; Viridiplantae; Streptophyta; Magnoliopsida; Poales; Poaceae. The record is from RefSeq and is a predicted model, not a curated record.